Molecule: messenger RNA, 966 nt
Organism: Penaeus monodon (black tiger shrimp)
Lineage: Eukaryota; Metazoa; Arthropoda; Malacostraca; Decapoda; Penaeidae
Source: RefSeq, a predicted model, not a curated record
AAUGCGUGCCGAGAAAGUACUUGAAAGCGCAUAUAAAAGGCGGUGAUCUUAAGCUUAGAGUCUGGGUUCCAGAGAUCGGUGACACCAGUCUUCUCACUCUGAUCUCUGAGAAUGCUCGGAAGGGGAUUUCAAGAAAAAUCGAGAUCAGGAAAAACGUAACAACUGUACAGACUAAAGAUGAAGAAAGUGCCAGCCCAGAAGAAGAACUACCGAUACAAAACAACAGCCUUCCUCAUGGCUGGGUAAAUUUCUUGGUCACUUCAAAAGAAAAGUUCACGGUAACUGUUCCUGACGUCAGCCUAACUCUCAUAGAUAUACAAGAUGUUGUUCUGGACAAAAACAUAAAAAUCACAGGAAGCAAUGUGACAGUCAACUGCAGGUUACCCACGAACCAGUGGGAAGUGUCCGCCAGCCAGGAAGCCGUUAUUCCGCUGAGCCUGGACGGUCCCCACGACUUCAAGCUGUUUUCAAGAACUCCCUUCACGCCCGUGCUGGCGGUCGGAUUCGGCAGCCUGGGACCUGUUAGCUUCCCUUCGUUAAGCAGUGUCUUUAAGUCUGAAUCCCAACAGCUGACCGCUUUUUUCGUGUAUAAUUUCACAACUGUGUUGACGACCAAAAGGAAUCUACUAAGCAGUUCAUGUACACAAAUUGCGGAGGAAUAAACAUCCCACCUAAGGUGGAAACCUAAUACAUCAGUCAUCAUGGUCUGGUGGCCUUUUUGAACGCUUGAUUAGGGUUGGGAAAAGUAGUUUGAGCAGGAUUCUUUGAGCUUCAAACUCUGUCGUGUGAAAUACAGAUCUCCGUUUUACAGAUAUGAGUGAAUCUCGAGAUGAUGAAUUUCUUAUCCCCAGUAAAUUGCUGGCUUGACGCAAUAUAGUGUUCACCCCUCUCUGUGAAUGAAUUUGCUGAGGAUGCUCCAGGAGAAACUGUCAACCAUUUUCUAAAUAAAGAUAUUGUUCUGGUUAA